Messenger RNA from Alternaria arborescens, 327 nucleotides. RefSeq lists its product as hypothetical. Lineage: Eukaryota; Fungi; Ascomycota; Dothideomycetes; Pleosporales; Pleosporaceae. The record is from RefSeq and is a predicted model, not a curated record. The transcript has 2 exons. Bases 1 to 327 code for a protein of 108 amino acids.
AUGAUUCAUCUUUCUACCAUCCUUGUCUGGGUCUUCGGGUUGUUGGCUGUUAUCGCAGCCUCACCUAUUUCCCAGCCUACGCCUUCCGAUCUCACUGAACGCGCGAAUGAUAGUUCGCUUCAACUCGUGUUCGGCGAAAUGCUCGGCAACCACUUCUGGUGGCUCUUCCAGGGCCCUCUGGGCAUUGGAGUCGACAUGUGCGGCCUUGACGAGCAAUUCGAGCUGGUUAAGUUAUGGCCUCAUCCUGGCACCGCCAACAUAGACAGUCCGCCUUUUCCAACUAAAGUAAGCGCAACGUUUCCCACUAUUGUCUCAGCGAUCAUGUAA